AUGGUCCUCCGGCCCCUCGCGCUCCUCCUCCUCCUCCUCCUGCUGCUCCCUCGCGACCCGGUCCCGGCGGAGUUCUCGUCAAAGACCGAUCUGGACUAUGAGUUCGGGGACUACCGGGGGAAGUGGUGCAUCGACGAUCACGGCUUCGUGUACGGGAUAGGAGAGAUCUACUACCCGAGCCCCUCCGCGUGUCCGUGCACGUGCACGGUGGACGGCCCGGUGUGCGUGCGCCCCAAAUGUCCCCGCAUCCAUCCCCGGUGCACGCGCAUCAGGUACAAGAGCUGCUGCCCGGUGUGUGAGGCCAUGGCCCGGGUGUGUGUGUACGGCGGGAAAACCUACCGCCUGCUGGAGGAGUUCAGGUUGUCGAGGUGUGAGCGAUGUCGCUGUGAGGCCAACAGAGAGGUGUACUGCAGCAUCUCAGACUGCCCCGCCCCUCACUGCGUCAACCCGACCUACGAGCCCAACCACUGCUGCCCCAUCUGUAAGAGCGGCCCAAACUGCUUUGCGGGGAACAGGGUGAUCUCAGCGGGGGAGCGCGUGAACAUCGACGAGCGGACGGUUUGUUUCUGCACCUACAGAGACGGGACGUGGCACACGCACCCGCACGCCACCUGCGAACAGCGCCCCCUACCCAGCCCCACACCCAGCGUGAGCACCGAGGCCCCACGGGAGGAGGAGGCCAGGGGCCGAGGGGGAAGCGCCUACAUCCCUAGACUGGACGUGAUCCCAUGA
Cheilinus undulatus (humphead wrasse) is the source of this 732-nucleotide messenger RNA. RefSeq names its product von Willebrand factor C domain-containing protein 2-like. Gene Ontology annotation, cellular component: AMPA glutamate receptor complex. NCBI's taxonomy places the organism in Eukaryota, Metazoa, Chordata, Actinopteri, Labriformes, Labridae. Gene Ontology annotation, molecular function: protein binding. The coding region runs from base 1 to 732 and encodes 243 amino acids. The record is from RefSeq and is a predicted model, not a curated record. The transcript has 3 exons. Gene Ontology annotation, biological process: negative regulation of BMP signaling pathway.